Molecule: messenger RNA, 4784 nt
Organism: Gadus chalcogrammus (walleye pollock)
Lineage: Eukaryota; Metazoa; Chordata; Actinopteri; Gadiformes; Gadidae
Product: actin filament-associated protein 1-like 2
Exons: 7
Coding region: 2711-3547 (278 amino acids)
Biological process (GO): regulation of interleukin-6 production; positive regulation of interleukin-8 production; positive regulation of epidermal growth factor receptor signaling pathway
Cellular component (GO): cytosol
Molecular function (GO): SH3 domain binding; SH2 domain binding
Source: RefSeq, a predicted model, not a curated record
AUUAGUUUCAUCAUGAUUAAACCAAAACUGUUAAAGGAAAGGAACUGUCCAGACACCUCCCUCUGAUCGGCAGUGAAGCUCCAACAUCUUUAAUAGCUCUCACUGUUCCCAGCAAAAUAGUGGUUCCGUUAGUAUAAACAAAUGUACAGGGCCUAGGGGAAGGCUUAGCCUAAGCAACUUUGCGAAGUAUAGGACACCAGACCUUGCGACGGGCUUGGCUCUCUAACACCGCCACCAUAAGGAGGGCCAACACGAUCGGGGCAUUCCCCAGGAGGUUGGUAUGGGGGCGGUGAUUCGGUGAAACACACAGAGGGAUAACUUAAUGACCACAUAUAGCAUAAUAAUUGGAAUGACAAAUAGCGAUUUGGAUCUGAGAAAAUAUAGAUCCACCCAACCCACUUUGCCAUCCUCCCAAAGACCACAUUGUCAUAUUAAUGUCAAUCAGACCAAGGCCUGAAGCAUUCGCUAUUGACAAAAUCUCUAAUCUCAUCAAGGACAACUGUGACGCCAUAGUUUGUAAUGAUAGCAGAAAAUUAUCUCUGAGUUGGAGGAACAACAUGAAAGUUCUGAUGGAAUAAACCACGCUUAGAAGUAAUGGUAGCAUUACCCUUCACCCCUGCAUUUUGUAGAAAGGUGUUAUCUUUACAGACUACAUUAUGGCUGUCAAAUGAACAAUUUCCCCCUGUAUACAGAUGACACAACAACAUCACAAAGAAUACCAGUGACAUCAUGGCUCAGUUGGUUUUGAGUAGGCAGUUGCAACAGUUAUUUUCCAGGUGAUGGUCAUCGCAGGUGUGAUGGGGAUGAAUGUUUGUAGUAGGUCGUCAGGACAUCGCUGAGACACAGUUCAGUUCAAGAACAGAUAGCAGUCUCUGCUAUCACAAGGACUCAACUCGUGUCCGUGUCUCCUGGACGUCCAGGUACGAUGAAACGUGUGAUUUAAAAGAAAAAGUGUAGUAUCAGUUUGGGGGAGGCAUUGUCACAGCCUCACAAAAAUAAUGGUUAUAUCAGUGAUCAGUAAUCAAUCAUCAUGAUUCUCAAUAAACUUGUGUAAAUGAAUGAUUGAAUGAGUGAACCUUUGUUAAUUAAAAAAAAAAAAAGAUGGCAUACAUCUCUGUCUAUUUGCUUUACCUCUCUCUUUUUCUCUCUCUAUCGAGAGCAUCCUCAUAUUUAGAAGUUGUCUUCUCAAAUCUCAGUGGAUCUCUCUCCAUUUACUUCCCUAACCCUGCUCUUUUGUGCUUAAAAAUAGCCAGCUUUCACGUAGCUGUUACCCCCUUAAAAAAAUAAAACGUCUGCCACGGAGCUCGGUAUGCCAAAACCAGGUGAUGGCUCACUUUCUUUUCCCCUCAGGUUAUCCAACACAACCCGUUUCUCUGAUCACAUGCCGUAAAUCAAAACAAAAAAAACGUCUAGCGAUUCAUCUAUCCGCACCAGUGAGUUAAUUAAAAAUACGGUUUCACUCCUUGGCUAGAAACUAGCAAAUCGUAAAACAAGACCCCUGGACAUAACAAACGUCUAAGUUAUAUUCAGGACAAGUAUCAACAUUGACAAACUAGCAAAAAUUAACAAAUCACUUUAUUGACCCGUAAUGCAAUUUCAGGACUUGCCCCGACCUGAAGAAACUAGGUCCUUAUUCUGAGAAUCAAACCCAGACGGACGCCGGCACUCUAACCACGACCUAAAAGGAACUUGGUCCUUAUUCUGGGACUCGAACACAGACGGACGUCGGGAGUCUAACAGCGACCUAGUGGAACUUGCUCCUUAUUCUGGGACUCAAACACAGACGGAAGUUGGGACCCUUACCACGACCAAAAGGAACUUGGUCCUUAUUCUGGGACUUGAAACCAGACGGAUGACGGGACUCUCACCACAACCUAAUACAUUCGUUCACAUUAUGAAACAAUAUGUAUGAAUGCACUGGAAGCAUUAUAUUAUAGAGCUGGAAAACUUAAUACUAAUAGGCUACCAAAGUUUGGUAGAGAUGCACAGUGUUUGAUAAAGAAGUAGGUGUUCAUUACUGUGUCUUGUAAUGGCUAAUCCACAUCCCAAUAAGUAGCCUAGUUAACUAGGGGCCCUCUGUUCAAGGUCAUGUUAGUACCCUUCUCCUGGUUGUAUAAAUUCGAGCAUUACAUGAUUUUCUACAUCAGUAGUAACAACCGCACGUAGGUAAUGUAUUGAGUGUAGUUCCUAGUCUUGAGUUAUGUUCUUGGUCAGUGAUUCCCAACACCCGGUUGCUGGACCCGUUAGUACCAGACAUUGAAAUAUUUAGCAGAAAAGGGUAAUUAAAACACAAAACGAUUGAUAUACAACCAAACCACUGUAAAGUAUGCACUGUAAAUUAAAUGUGUCUUUGCACUACUUCUGUUUUUAUCGAAGUCUCAGGUGACUUUUAUUGUGUUUCUCUUAUAAAUUGUAUUUUUUUGUACUAUUGUAUUGUUGAAGGGAGCCUGAGACUCACGCAUUCCAUUGCUGUUGCUUUAAUUGUUGUGAAUAUGACGAAUAAACAGCCACACACUUUCUUUAAAAAUUAUGCAUCUUAAAAUGAAGGCAUUCAAAUUGACCACCGGUUGGGAACCCCUGUUCCCGGUGACGCAUUUCCCAGACCGUUGGGCCGCAUACAGUUGUAUGAAGAGCUAAGUGACGAUGAACACAUCCAGUGAAGAACACACAACAACCUCCUCCUCUAACGUCCUCUUCCCUCUCUCCUCCCAUGGGCGCACCUAUAGGCUUCCUCAAUGUGCUGAUGAACUUCCAAUGGCAAAGCUUGCUGUGCCAGGUGGAGGUGGGGCUCCUGAAGAUGUUCGGCGACGAGGAGGGGCCGUCUGACGAGGGCGACCGCCCGCCACAGUACACCCUGCCGCUACGAGGGGCAGACGUCCUCCCUGGGCCUGACACUGAGCAAUCCUACCGCAUCUAUCUCAGCCUACAUGGGCUUCAGAUGGCCGUGUUGGAGGCCAGCUGCUUGGACGACAAACAGCGAUGGCUUCAGCUGCUCAGAGAAGAAGCUUACCAUCAGAAUCCAUCUUGUGGCAAGGAUGGAGAACCAGACAAUACAGGUGUAGCCCUCAGUGGCCUGCAGACCAGGCGAUUUCCCACCUCCAACAUGUACAUGGAUGACCUGUUCUGCCUCAACGAUACCGCCCGCUCCCAGCCCAUCUACUCCAACACCUCCAUACUGCGCUACACGGAUGGGGUGCAGGAGUGCUUAUUUCUCGGGGACACAGUGACCUACAGCAACACAGGCUUUGCCAGCCAUAACAGGGUCUUGGAGGUGAAUCGAAACAUCCAGAAGCUGGAGCUGACGGGGUCCAGGAGGGCAGGUUCGGAGCUGAACCUGUCCACCGCCGGGAAGCAAAACAAACGCACCUCUUUCAGACAGUCUCUGGCCAUUUGCAGCGAGCGAGCUCAGGCUGGCUUUUUAAGGCCUCUGCUGCGCCGCACGGCUUCAGCCAAGACCUCGUUGAAAAGAGUUCCCUCUGCGCUGUUCAUCCAGCAGGGCAAGGCCUUGCCCCGCCGACAGGAAUGCGAGCACAAGGCUACUGCUUGAUACAACUGUCCUUCAGACGCACAAACACACACUCACAUGUGAAGGAUUUACGAUUGAUUUAACUUAUGAAUUAUCAAUGAAUUCACUUGUCAUAAGGACUUAUAACAAUAACAAAAAUCUGUUCAAAAUAAUCGAACACUGUGUGCAUCUCCUUGCAAUAUGUUGCAGAGAUAACGAAGAAAAGAUCACAAUAUCACAAUAUAAAUGACAUCUUGCUAGUGAUAAGUGAAUAUGGAUUUUAUUUUCUUAUACCUUGAUGAUAUGAGACUAAAUGAAAUCCUCUGAACUUCCUAUAUAACAGAUGUAUUUCCAUUUAAUAGCAUCUGUCUAUCUUCACUUUUUUUCCUACUAAAAUAAUGUAUCUUUCUAAAAAAAAAACAAGACCAAUUUUUUUAAUAGAAUAAACUGUUAAAAGAAGCAGUUUCCAUCACUGUGGCAGCUAUCUAUCCAAUAUUUAUGUGUUAAGGCCUGGUCUACUUUGAAGGUAACAGUAGGCUGGAGGCACUGCCACUAUUCUCCAGUUGAAAUCUGACAAAUGUACAUCUGAUCCUUUAAUCUCCACCGUCAUAAUAACCAUUUUCACUUUUAAAUGUCUUUUGUUUUCUAUUGUUUACUUAAACACUUCUUAUUUUAACGAAUCUACAAAUAUCCAAUGUUAUAUGUAUUUUCUGUGAUCAUUUGUGUAUAUUUGUUCACGAGGGAAAGAGAUAGCAGUAAGACACAUAAAUCGACACACGCCAUAAAGGCAAAUAAAGCAAAGCACAAAGACAGCAGGGCAGCCAAAGCUCACAACAUGACUGUCGAAAUGAAUGUAUUGAAUGCAAAAAAUAAUUGAUGACAGUGUGUGUGUGUGUGUGUGUGUGUGCGCGCGUGGAUAUGUGAGUAAGUGUGUGUGCGUGUGAGUGUCUGUGUGUCUGUCACCAACAUAAUUACAAAUACAACUAUUAUUCUAGUGUUAAGAGGUUGUUCAUUAUAAAUUUGAUUGAUCAUUUUUAAAGCAGUUACUAAAAACUUUAACUCCACUCAUUCUCACUGUGGGGUUCCAACUGUGUUCACAGAAACGUUUGUGUUAUCUCACAACUCUUAAUUGUACCUUUGUGAUUUAUGUCUAUUAUAAUAAAAUGAUUGUAAUCAAAUUGAUUAAAAUGAAAUGUGUUUGUUGUUUGGAAUUUGUCUUAUGUUAAUAUACACACCCCUCCUCAUCCUCACCCUCAUCUUCAAACAACUGAUCCUGGGU